Messenger RNA from Anarrhichthys ocellatus (wolf-eel), 5609 nucleotides. It is a transcript of the gene fam124b, whose product is annotated as family with sequence similarity 124B. The record is from RefSeq and is a predicted model, not a curated record. Gene Ontology annotation, cellular component: nucleoplasm. NCBI's taxonomy places the organism in Eukaryota, Metazoa, Chordata, Actinopteri, Perciformes, Anarhichadidae.
AGCCAGUCUAGCACCAUGUUCUAAUGUGUACAAAUUGUAAAAUAAUUAUUGUACUCACUGCAAAGGUGGAAUGUACAGGGCCUUGUUUUCAUCAUAGUAAAUGUAGAAUAAAAAAAAAUGAAGGGGUGGGUUUUUCUUUUCCUUCUUUUCUUUUUACAUCUUUCAUGUGAAGGCCUUGGCAAAAGUCAGAGUACUUGCCUCUCUAACCAUAAUUAAAGCUAAGUUUAGGGUUCAAAAGGAACUUUCUAGAUCUCUGAAGUACAUUGUUUACUACAGUAGUUUGAGAUGGAAGUGCAACUUUUUCUUUUUCUUUCUUCUUUUAUUUAUUGGUUUAUUUGAUAAGGGACAGUGCACAUUAAUAAAAACAUUUCUGUAACUGCGCCAGAGUUAGCAAACGGCUAUUUUUCAUCUGUAGUCCCUUUCAAGAGCAUCAAACCCAGUUAAAAUGUGUAGUUUUAUUUAAACUGUUAAGAGAGGUGUGGAUUCAACUGUAUGUCCUGUUUGGAGGCUGUAGUCUGUGUUGUUGAAUUAUAUUAUGAGGUGUUUCUAAUAUCUAUCCUCUGAUAUAAAAUGUGUUUUAGAAACGACAAAAGCGCCACAAACUGCAGCCUUUAAAAUGACCAUGAAGUUUAAUCAACACUGUUCUAAAACAGAGAGAUACAUAAUCAAUAUAAAUAGAUUGACAAAAUGUGUAAUAUACCCAUAAGCUUAAAAUAAUGUUCUUCUUUUUCAGUUUAUUUUAGGUCAUUUUUUAUUUCAUAAUGUUCUGUCGGCUCAAUUGAACAAAAGUCUGAGUAGCUGGUCUGAAUCGACAGGCAAAGACUGAAAUUAUGAAAUAAAAAAACUGCUGAAAUUAAACAGAAAUGACCUGCAACACGCAAUUUUGAGAAGAUGCAUGAUGAAAUAACACAAUGAGUUAGGAUUUAAACAUGUAUAGAGUUAGUUCACAGUGUCAUCGUUAGACACACAUCUGUAUUUAUUUCAUGUGUUGGUGAUUUGUUAAACAUUGAACACAUUUUAGAGUCUCCAUGCAUUAAGGUAAGAUGUAUGUCAUUGGGACUGCAUUAGGUUUUGAUGGACUGUGUUUGCAGUGGGUGUCUUUCACAGGACUUGUCAAAACGCGGUGUGCGCCAAAAGCGAGUUUAAUGGUAUUAACGAAACAAUGUCUUUCAUUUUUUAGGGUUUAGAGAGCCUGCCCUGCACGUUUAAAUCUGCCCGGCCCUUCUGGACUGCCUCCUUUGUCUUCCUAUGUUGUUAGACGCAUGCCAUCUGCUCCAUGUUAUUAUAUAUAUGCGGCUUUAGACCGACAGCAGCACACACCUCCUGGGUCCCUUUCGCCCAGACUUCAGCCUCCUGGAUGUAGUCCAGCAUGCAUCUCCACUUUUUGUUUUCUCCUACUAAAUAUCCAGUGCUUUUAUUUUAACAUAACGGUGCAUGGUUAUAUUGCCUCCUGACGUCAGCGUCCCAGCAAAAGAGUCCCCCCUUCUUCUUCUUCUUCUUCUUCUUCUUUUACUGGAGCAGACUGUGGAAAGAAAUCAAACGCGAUGCUUCUCUUCACCCUCAGUCCUCCGCACUGCCGCAAGCAACACCGCGCAAACUUUCUGUGCAGAUGGCUCGACCAAAUGUGAAAGAAGAAGGCCCCGCAGCUUCUUCCGGACCAUGUUUCGAGGAGUGUCGCUAUUAAAGAGGUCCGACCAUCAGAACGUGGACUCCGGAGAUGAAACCGAAUCUGACUGCAGCAGGAUGUCCUCAUCUGGCGUUCAGGACAUGACCAGUCGGGUCAGGCAGCAGCAGCUCCUGCUGAUGAACCUACAUCUGCUGGCCAACCCUGGAGACUCACUGCUGCUGCAGCACACCCUGGAUCGCCUCCUACGCUGGCUCUGCCCAAGUCUCCGUAUCUUCCAUGUGUCAGAGAGGGCCUCCCCAUUCAGAAGUUACACCCGCCUCUGUUCUGUGUCAGGCUUCCCUUCUCUGGCCAUCACCUUCUUCCUCCACGAGGCCUAUGGAGAGGAGCGAAUCCUCAAAGUGCUGGACUUCUUUCAGCGUCCGCCCUGGCAGUACCACCACACCGAGACCUGCGGCAGUCGACCUGGAGGGAUCUACAUCACCUCCAGCAGCUCCCCCGCCAAUGCCAUGUUGCGGCCCUACCUCCUGCCCAGCAGAGACUUCUAUAGUUUGGGUGCAGGCAUGCCCGUGUGGGGGGUUCGACCGGUCCACUGUGGGGGAGAAAUACUCCGCGUGACACUGUACAGCGGAUACGACAACUACGAGGAUGCCGUGCGGCUCUAUGAGACAGUGCUGCAGCGACAGGCAGAGGAGCAGAAGACGGGCUUCUGCUGGUUCACUCUCCACACAGAGCCCGGGCUGUGCCUGCAGCUGGCUUUGAAGCAGUUGUCACCAGGGUCUCGGGUGGAGCCGUGCAGCUCCGCUGUGCUGCAGUUUAGUGUGGAAGAAAUUGGCCAACUCGUCCCUCUGUUGCCCAACCCCUGUACCCCCAUAAGCACCACGCGCUGGCAGACAGAAGAUCUGGAUGGCAACAAGAUUCUCUUCCAGGUGAAAACCCCGGCUCAACCCCAACGACCUCUGACCUGCGCUUUCCCCCUGACCUGCCCCAGCGUUUCCCCUCUAGGAAUGCAGCUCAGGAGCUCGGGACAGGCCCACAGCCUGUCGCCCUGCAGCCUCACCGCUCCCCUGCCCUGGCAAACACACCGGCAAGGCCACAGGCCGCGCAGCGACUCUCUCCUUGAGAAGCGUCAUGGAGGAGGUGGUGGAGCAGAGAGCCAGGGAUCAGGAAGCUGCUGUAGCACCCCUCCAGGUAGCUCCUGUUACUCAUCACAGCGCAGCAGCCCUGCACCGCCCUCAAGUACCAACCACCUGGACUCUCCUCUGCGCCCCUCCAUCACCUGUUCUCUCUCCCACCUCCUUCUGGAAGAGGAGGAGGAGCCAGAAACCAACGUAGACACAGGAGUCCCCGUCUCGCUGAAGUCUGACACGGCAGUCAAAGCAAUUGCUCGCUCUUCCUCCACGGACCUUUCGAUGUAUCUCCACUCUGAGAGGCUUCCAGCUGUUGGGGCUUCAGCUGUUGAGGGUCUGGCCAAGGAGCUGAUUCAAUGUCUGCCACGGACACACAUGCACCCUCAGGUCGCCUCCAGGACAUGGGGCUCCGCUGGAUGUACAGAUGCAGCCAGGAAGGGCUGUGGCAGCAGGACUGUGGCAGCAGGACAAAGUGCCUCCAAAGGGCCUUUUGUGGAGAACAGGACUACUGCUGAGCUGCUGUCAGCACGCGCAAACAACAAGGAGCCAGUCGAUGAGUUCUUCAUCUAAAUGCCUGCUACUACGUCACAUGCUGGGGUAAUAAUAUAAAAUAUCACACGGAGGACAGAGGUUGGACAAGAUGAUGCACCUGUUAUAGUGGAUCUGACGCUAUGCAGGAGGACACAGCUGUGUAGUCUGGAUAAAUAGAAGUCCUCUGGAGUAAAGAAAUCUGAUUUAGUCUGAUUGCGCUCCACAGUGCAGCUCUGUCAGUCUGUCACAGGCACAGUGAAAGAAUAGCCGAGUAGCUUUUGAUUUAAUUUGUUUAAAUGCACUUCAAAGUAUCUUUAUUCGUGUGUUAACAUGUACUAGACUUAGGCCCAGUUACUGUAUUGAAGAGGACAUUCAUCCUCACAUAGUUAACAGCAUUUUCUAAAUAACUACUUAAAGAGAACAUUUAGACGUUUACAAAAAGAUCUUGUAAUAUAAUGUUUUUGUAAUAAUAAUUUAACCAUUAGUAUGCAAGGUGUCCUGUGACCUAAGACAUGUUAAUUACUGUACGGCUAUAAGCUGAGGGAUCAGCAGACGGAUACAUUUAAGUUCAAACUUAACCGUGUAUUGAACUGAACUGGUUACAGCAGACGGUCGUCAAACACACAACAUUUUUGCACAGUGCACAUGAUCAUUGUUGUGAUCAUAGCUGUUUAGAGACCGGUCUGAGAAAAGAUGUGUUAUUGUGAGGAGAGGAAUGUUUCAGGAAACAUUUAAUGACCUUGUGAGUCUCUUCUUCUACACACAUUACUUGACAUCUUCUAUAAAACUUUUAAUUGUGGCCAUGGACCUUCUAAAUUGAACCCACUCACAGAUAAACCUGAAUCUGGCAUUCACUGAUGUAUUAUAGCCAAAUCAAAUGCAUAAGAUUUAAGGUUAUGAGCUGCUCCUGUUGAGCCGUUCAUUGGUCAACAGGACGCUGCAGGUGUGCAGGGCAGCUAGCCGUUGUUCAUGUUUUUAAGUAAAUGAGAGUAACUGGCAAAAAGAAAGGCACGCAUGCUCAGUCAGGAAGCAUCAACUGUGAGCGUCCUCAGUGUGUAAAAUGUUGAAGGCUUAGUAUUAAAAGAUAAAUGAAUAAACCCUCUUUUUGUUGCGGUCAGAUUGUGACGGCUUUACUUUGUGUUCUGACAUGUUUCAAUACCAAUGCUGAGUAAUCAAUGAUCUGCAUUAGUCUGACAGACGGCUGCUCCGCCUGCAGUCAUGGAAGAAUCCAAUGCAAAGUGAAUACAAUGAUCGGAUGAAAAGGUCAGAAGUGAAUGAUGAUGUCACCAAUUUAUAACCACAAUUGACCUUCAGUCACAAACUAGAUAGAAUUUGAUAUUUGUUUGAAUUUCAGUGACAAAGAUUUAGGCCACAGAACCGCUGGCUUAAGUAAGUAACACGUCAUUUCUACAAUGUGUUACAUAGUUAGUGAUACUGCAGAGGAGAUGACACGUAUCUUUUGAUUUCACUGCCGGUGUGCAAAAACAGAGGCUUUUAAAAGCAUUGUUCCAACAAAGAAGAGAGCGUGGUCUGCACAGUCCUUUGAUCAUUGUACCUGUAUUAAUACGGCUGUAACUUUACAUCCAUGUACAGUAAUAUUCAUUGCUCUGAAGUAUACAUACAUGUGCGUUAGGGUGAAAAAGUUAUAGCACCAUCAGCACGUCAACACAUUACACAUGAUCUAAAGCUUACAGCGCCCUCUGCUGGUCAAAGAACGUUGUUGCUCAAGUUUUUAUGAGUUUUAUAAACCGACUGUUUAUCACAUACACAGCUCCUGUUACUCAUCACAGUGCAGCAGUUCAAAUAAUUGCUCGCUCUUCCUCCAUGUAUAAUAAUCACUGUGCAAUUAAAAACAUAUCAAAUGACUGCAACAGAGGUUGGACAAGAUGAUGCACCUGUUAAAGUGGAUCUGAAGCUAUGCAGGAGGACACAGCUGUGUAGUCUGGAUAAAGAGAAGUCCUCUGGAGUAAAGAAACCGAAGUUCAGCUGCAGGCGACACUUUCCACUCAGAAAUGACUUCAAAUGUUUUAACUUGUCACAUAAGCUUCUACAAUAUACAGUAGGGUACAAUUGUUGAAACAGAGCUGCCAAGAGAGUGGUACAAAGUGAGUAAUAUUUUAAAACGGUGCAGGUAAUAAUAUUCUUGAAUGUUUAAAUUACUACAUUUAGAUCCAGCGACUUAUUAGUGCAGCUAUUGUGCUAAAAAAUGUAGCCAUGUGAAAAGCACAACAUGAAGGAAAAGUGUCACUGUCAGCGUACUUAAUGCCAGUUUAGGUUUCUGUCACAACCACAUGUCGAAGUAAUCAACCGUUAUGUCUAUAAUA